AUGGCGCAGCCAAUGUCGCAGAAGAAGCAGCAAGAGCUGCAAAUCCAGUAUUCGAACUACAAGAACAUCCUCCAGCAGCUCGCACAGAAGAUCGGCGAUGUCGAACAAGAGACAGAAGAGCACAAGCUUGUUCUCGAGACUCUGGAGCCCCUCCCCGAGGAUCGGAAGUGUUUCCGCAUGAUUAAUGGCGUGUUGGUGGAGCGGACGGUGAAGGAUGUGGUACCAGCGCUGAAGACAAACUCGGAAGGUCUCAAGAAAGUUUUGGAGGAUCUGCUGAAGCAGUACAAGGCGAAGCAGGAGGAGAUGGACAAGUGGAAGAAAAAGAACAACAUCCAGGUCGUGCAGCAGUAG
Lasiodiplodia theobromae is the source of this 351-nucleotide messenger RNA. Its product is annotated as Prefoldin. NCBI's taxonomy places the organism in Eukaryota, Fungi, Ascomycota, Dothideomycetes, Botryosphaeriales, Botryosphaeriaceae. Gene Ontology annotation, molecular function: protein folding chaperone. The transcript is spliced from 4 exons. Gene Ontology annotation, cellular component: prefoldin complex; cytoplasm. Gene Ontology annotation, biological process: protein folding. The record is from RefSeq and is a predicted model, not a curated record. The coding region runs from base 1 to 351 and encodes 116 amino acids.